Messenger RNA from Aspergillus fischeri NRRL 181, 966 nucleotides. Its product is annotated as alpha/beta hydrolase. The record is from RefSeq and is a predicted model, not a curated record. Bases 1 to 966 code for a protein of 321 amino acids. Gene Ontology annotation, molecular function: carboxylic ester hydrolase activity. The transcript has 2 exons. NCBI's taxonomy places the organism in Eukaryota, Fungi, Ascomycota, Eurotiomycetes, Eurotiales, Aspergillaceae.
AUGACACCUUCUGGCAAAAUUGGCGGUCUUCGAGCCCUCACCUUGCAAGCAACAGGCAUGAGUGCACCCUGGAAACCCCCACCUUAUGCAGCCGAGGAUGUCGCUCGGAUCCCUCUCACGCUCGGCAAGGGCCUGUACCGAGUGGCAGCAGAACUGACCCUGCCAGCCUCCGUUAAGCCAUCCCAGAAGUACCCCUGUAUCAUAUUCAUCGGCGGCUCCGGCCCCAUGGACAAAGAUUCCACCAUUGGCGCCCUAAGACCAUUCAAGGACAUGGCUGUUGGUCUCGCCAAUCGUGGCAUUGCAUCCUGUCGGUUCAAUAAGUUUACGUCCACGAUCGCUGGGAAAUUACUCACGCGCAACGCGACAGUCACGCUUACCGAUGAGUACGUCUAUCAUGUCAGAGAUGCCAUUCGCAGGGUCCGUCAACACCCUAGUAUCCAAGACGACAGGAUAUUCCUCCUGGGCCAUAGUUUGGGUGGGUUGAUCGCUGCUCGUCUUGCGGCUGAGCCCUCGGUAGCAGGCUGUAUCAUUAUGGCAUGUCCGGCGCAACCGCUAUACCGGUGUGCUAUUCGACAACUGCUCUAUUUCAAGAGCCUUGAUGAAUGUGCAGGGCAAUCUUCCAGUGAUGAGCUAAGUAAUACUAUUGCGGCGCUGGAAAAGCAAGCAGAACUUGCGGAUGGUCCGGCUUUGACCUCAACGCCAGCCAGCCAAUUACCAUUUGGUCUUGUCCUGGUUCUGCAGGGUGCACGGGAUUAUCAGGUUACCGUCACCGAUGACUAUGCGGCGUUCUAUGCAAAGUUCCAGGAUCGUCGUAAUGUACAGUUUUGGCUGUACGAGAAGUUAAAUCACUUGUUUGUACCCGGGGAAGGGAAGUGUACUCCGGCCGAGUAUGAUAUUGGAGGAAGUGUGGAUGUGGCUGUUGUGGAUGAUAUCGAGCGAUGGAUUAAGACUGUUGAUUCUACUUGA